Chondrus crispus (carragheen) is the source of this 1784-nucleotide messenger RNA. RefSeq lists its product as hypothetical. Gene Ontology annotation, cellular component: nucleus; cytosol. Gene Ontology annotation, molecular function: protein serine/threonine phosphatase activity. The record is from RefSeq and is a predicted model, not a curated record. Bases 1 to 729 code for a protein of 242 amino acids. Lineage: Eukaryota; Rhodophyta; Florideophyceae; Gigartinales; Gigartinaceae. The transcript has 4 exons.
AUGACCGGCUGGCCCGCAGACGACAACAUCCUUUGCUUCGCGGGCGAUUGCGUCGAUCGCGGGUCGUGGGGCGUUGAGGUUUUCGUCGUCAUCUUGGCCCUCAAGCUUUGCAAACCACGCUGCGUUGUGUUGCUGCGAGGCAACCAUGAGUCUACUGGUUGCACAGCCAGGUAUGGAUUUCGGAAUGAGGUCUUGAGAAAGUAUGAUGAAAGAGUCCUAUUGACUUUCUUCAAAACCUUCAACGAGAUCCCAUCACCUCUUGUCCCUGGCGAACGCCGCAUAUUGGUCCUGCAUGGCGGUCUUUUCCGAAGCUGGAAAUCUCCGAAAAAGGGCUCCAUGGCUCUUGGCAAUCUCAACGACUUAGCCGAGACGCGUCGCCAGUUAAGUGACCCACAACACUGCAUCCUGGAAGACGUCUUGUGGAGUGACCCGCAGAUUGACGCCUCGGAUGUGGCUCUCAACGUCUUGCGUGGUGCCGGAAUCCUUUUCGGCAAUGGAGCAGCCGAGUCCUUCUUUCGGAGAAAUAACCUUCACGGUCUCAUUCGAGCCCAUGAGGGCCCUGACAUGAGAGAGAAGAGGGAGGGUAUGGAUGAUAUGCUUGGAGGAUACUCUGUGGACAUCGAACUUAUUUCCAGUUUUGUCGCGACCGUCUUUUCAGCUGCUGAUUACCGUAAGUGCCAUCCCAUGCAACCAACGUCUUUAUGCUCUCCUGAUUCUCCUUUACUCUAACACUCUUUGGCACUUUUCAUUGAAUUUGCGUCUCAAUUGAAUUGCGUGUGCAGCUCCGGAUCGUCCGAGAUCCAACAAAGGAGCAUUUGCAACCUUGCAAGGGGCUGACAUCCAGCCUCUGAAAAUCCUUCCAGACUUUACUCAAUUCGAGAAACAGUGCAGCCCGGACGACAAGGUGCUGUUUUAUAUCCCUCCUGAUUCAGCCCAGGCAGCAACCCCACGGACAAGCGUGUCUUAGUCAAGGAAUGUUUCGGAGACACAGUAUUCCUACAAAAAGAAAUUGUGAAGGAAUCUAGUAUGAGGUUGGCAUCUUUCUUCAACGCACGCAGUGGCGUGAUUUGUACACCUCACAUCAUUCGCUGCGUCCUUUACCAAACUGAUAUCUCAACAUCUAUCUCGAGCAAUGGCUUUUUGAAAGUGCUGUGGAUGUUCUAUUCUUUCUCCUUCGCCGAAGCAUGACACUGCUGGGAGGGCCCACAUGAUGACAUCUGUUGCUCUGUCACAUGCGUGGGCAGUGUACUGCUCUUUGACUUGCCUGGACGAAUGGCUUUCUCAAAAAAUCGCUUUUGCAUUAACAAGCAACACGGAAUUCCGUAGACAUCGCAACAUUGCUCAGCUCCGUCGCAUUUCGAGUCUGCUGUACCUUCGUGUAGCGCGGCACAGCCUGGAAGUGUGAUUCAAGCUGUCUGCUCCACAGCUGCGAUAUCCAAUGUCGUGCCCUGGGCAACAUUUUCAUUUUCUUCACCCGAGUCACUGCCGAGAGUUCUCCUCUUCACAUUAAUUUGAAAUGUGUCCUCUAUAUCACAUUCGAGCACAUACGAAUCAGACAAAAUGUACAGAUUAAGUUUUUUCUUCCCCUGUGCAUCAGCCAAUGCAUCCGCGUGUUCAGUUGGAGGUACGAAAUCAAGUUUCACGGUUGCAGCAACCUUCAGUGAAACGUAUUUCAACGUUAACAGAGAAUUGUUUUCCCAGUCUCCAACAAUUACCCACCACCCCUCUUCUUUGAUUGUUGGAUACAACGGGGCUGUAACUAAAGGAACAGUCUUUCGUUUUUG